Molecule: messenger RNA, 4983 nt
Organism: Prorocentrum cordatum
Lineage: Eukaryota; Dinophyceae; Prorocentrales; Prorocentraceae
Source: the annotation of a GenBank genome assembly
GGCUCCAGCGAGCCGGAGGAGGACGCGCUGCCGCUCUCCUACGGCGAGCAGCUGGUGCUUCAGACCUACCUGCACAGCAAGCGGCGACCCUACGACAAGCAGCGACAGGAGGCCUUGGCGAAGCCCAGGAAGCCACUGGGCGAUGACGCGUCCCUCGAGCAGCAGCACCUCCAGGAUGACCGGCGGUUGGACAAGCAGGAGGUGCAGCAGAUGGUCGACAGGCUGUACAAGCCCAAGCCCAAGAGAUUUCAGAUGGACGAUGCCGAGGUGGUGCUCCUGGAGCUCCAGCAGCAGCAGAGCGCCCGGCGGAAGGACUUCGAUCUGGACGCCAUGGUUGCGCGCCUCUACGUGCCGAAGCCGCCAAAGUCGCUCGAGGUUGCAGAUGACGAGUCGACCUUCAGCAUUUCCGCCUCUCCGCCUAGGCCCCCCGACAAGGAGAGGCUCCGGUCCCUCGCCAGGCCGAAGAACCGCGGCGCGAGCGCGGAGGCGUGGGGCCUGCGGCCUGCGCAGGCGGACGAGGCUGGCGCCUCGCCCGACGACUGGGCGCUGCACGCGGGGGAGGAGGAGCUGCCGUACGCAGGCGGCGGCGGCGGCAGCCCCGGCGGCGGUUCCGCCGCGGGCCCGUCCGGGAGCAGGACCGCUCGCGCGCACGUCUCCGAACAUCGCAGCCGAGUUGAUGGGAGAUGGGCCAGGGCUGGCUUCGCGCAAGAGGGCCGCCCCAUCGGCAGCUCGAUCCUCGCAAGCGCUGGCUACGACGGCGUGACAAGGCGCCACGCAGCAGGCUCGCUCAGCGCUCGCCGGCCCGCGCCGUGGAUGCUCGACGACUCAGGCGAUCCGGCUGACGACAUGGAGCUCGAAAAUGAGGACAGGAUCGAGCAGCUUAUCGAACGUACUGCGGACAAGGUGGUGGACAAGGCCAUGAAAAAAAUGGAGGAAGUGGCCACGAAAGUUGUGAAGCAGGAGCUGGACCCCGUCAAAAAGGAGCUGGCGGAACACUCGGCAGCAAUCAAGAAGUUGCAGCAGCAAUCGGCCCUCAGUACCACUGGUCCCCCGUCUACGACUGGCAGCGCGUACUCCCGUCCGCCUGGCUCGAGGGGCGGAUCGCAGGCGUUCACACCGGGAUGCAUUGAGUUGAAAGGGUGGAUCAAAGACUGGAAUCAGCCCGACGCCACGGCCCUGCUCGACACAGAGGCGCAGACGCUGAUCGAGGCCAUCAUCGCCGGACUGGAGGGGGAGAUGAGAGACUUGAUUGACGUUGAGAGGUCCGUCAAAUCGGCUCAGGCGCACACCUUCCACAAGAAACUCCAGGUACACUUGAAGAUCAGGCACAAGGACGACGCAUGGCGUCUCAGGAAAGCGGUCGCCGACUUCAUCGCGAGGGGCAUCCCGAACUUCCAGAACACGACCAUCAAUGUGACCGUGGAAGGGCCGCCGGACCAGCGGCCACUCUACCGGGCGGCCGCCAAGUUCUACGAGCAGCUGGAGGCGAAGCGCAUCGAUACCAAGCAGGUGAAGAUGGAGUACUACAAGUCGUUUGGCCGCCACCCGGCCAAGCUUUCCGUGGUCGCCAAGCUCCCCAACAUGCGCCCCGACACAGUGGCGGAGUACACGGAGGGAGACGGCUGGACCAUCCGGGAGGCUGUCUGGACCCACUUCAACGGUGGCACCGUGCAGGAGCUCUACUCUGCACUCUCGGCCGUGCGGAGUCACAGGGACGUGGAGGUGGAGGAGGUACAACCGCAGACGGUGCAGGCUCUGUCAGUACUGUUCGUGGCCAGUCGCGAGACGCUCUGGGAGACCCACCCCUCGGUCAAGCGGUUCGGGAAGACUGACGAGGCGGAGCAUGAUUUCCGGGAGUCUGUGGAGACCGAGCUCCUUGGACAGUUGCAUUCCGACCAGCCUUUGCACAAGAAACUCGAGGCUUGCAGCGACACCGUGACUCGGCUGGCGAGCACAAUCGGCAACACUACGCUCAACCAGCGGCGCCGUCAGUGCCAGGUCAAACCGGAUGCCGUGCGGAAGCUGGAACAGGAAGCUGCCCUGGCGACGAGCCCGGAGACAAAGAAAGACGUUGGGAGCAGGUUGAAACGGGCUCAGCGGGAGUGGCGAAGAGCACGCCUCCGAGCCAUGCACCCCGCAGGCCGGCCCACAGUGUACGACACCAUCGCGACGUUCGGCUUCAAGGCAGAACUUGGCUUUGGUUUACGAAUCAACGGCACCUGGUACACGCACUUGUGCUGGGCCGACAACUUGGUGCUGCUGGGCCGGACGCUGGGGCAGAUCGAGAGCAUGUGGCAGCAGCUUACUGGCGCUCUGCUUCGACACGGGUUAUUUUGGAAGCCGGGAAGCAUGGAGAUCUUGAGCCCCAGCAUUCCUUCACAGAUCGACCAUGUCAGCGUGAAUCUUCCUGUGCCCGUCCUUGACGCACUCCGCCCAGAUAUGCCUGAUAAUUUUGAGGCGGCGCCAGUGCCGCGUGCAGCGGGCCCACAGCCGGCUGUGGUGGGGACGUACAACAUCCCAGUGGUGGAGUCUAUCACCCUCUUGGGCUCCAUCCUGCACCGGGAGGGGCUGACCGAGCCGAUGGUGGAGCACAGAGUGUCCAAAGCCAUGGGGGCCUACUUCUCCGAGAAAGCCUUGCACUCUCGCAUCUUGCCGCUGGAUGAAAGACUCCGCCGCUACUCCGAGCUAUUACCCCCCAUCCUGCUGUACAACAGCGAGACCUGGGCCAUCGGGAAAUCGACUGUCCAACGUCUGCGUCAAAUCGAAGGCCACUGGCUCCGGCGGAUUGUUGGUGGCCGGCGACGGCGACCAGGGGAAGGCCUCGGAGCUUAUCUUCGAGCUAUGACCCGGCACGCCCGCAAGUAUUACGCCACCCACGGGCACUUGCUCAUCGAAGAGAGGCUGCUUGCGAAAUACCACGCUGCUGCGUCGAACAUCCAUUGCGCCGGCUGCGUGCAGGAGAAGUGGUACACGGAUUGCCACCUCCACCUGGACGAGGCUGCCUGGAGAACCACCGUGCGGGUGGGGAAUGAACUUCAGAGAAAGGGCAAGUGGGUGGCACUGGUCGGCCGAGAUCGGUGGCGCCACCGCCCAGGGUGGAAGAAACGCCUUACUUGGGAAGACCUUGCGAUUGACUACUGCGAGGAGCGUUGGGGGGACAUGAACUGGCGACUUUCUGUCAAAAAUGGGCGAUGGCAUCCAGCACAGGAGCAUUUUGUCCAAUGGAGUUUACGACACUUCGGCUACGACUCGGGGUCACUUCUGGCUGCGCGGCGAGCCCGGCAGCACGCGCAGGCCCAGGGCGCCACCCGCGCCCGGCACCGCGUGACCUUUGAGCACGACGUGAAGUGGCGCCAGGACAUCGACAAAUACACGGUCACGUGCGACUUGCAAGGCGACAGCAAGGUGGCCAUCCAGUGGUUGGCGGGUGCUUGGCGCUGCACACAGGCCGGAUACCUGCGUGGCCUCGGUGUCCUACAAGUGGCACUCCACGAAGCUUGGCGGUCGCACCACAUCCAGCCAGCAGAGGUCGGAGGCUUGUGGGUGCGCCACUGCUUCCGGGAGCACAACCGGCGGGCAGACACCGUCGCAGGACUGGCCUGGAACCGCAGAGCGUGCCGCCCCCUAUCCGAAAUUCGUGAUUCUGUCUUACUGCGACUCCGGGACUCACCACCUCCCUGGCGCGUGCAGGCGGCCUUCGACGGGUCCUGGAAAGCGGGCCGCGGGGCCUGGGGCAUCGUAUUCUGGCUGCACACCGACAACGGGCCAGAAGAAAUUUGGUGCCGGGGUGGACCUGCUACAGAUGCGACCAGCGCCUUGGACGCGGAAUUGCAAGGUCGGGCGCCGGCCUGCUCGCCAACCACCGCUUUGCGGCUGCAGCUCGCCGCUGCGCCGCCGCUCUUGGGCACGCCCUCGCCCCGCUUCGCGGCCUCGCGCUGCGUCCCCCUGCUGCCUCCGCCGCUCGCGGGCGCCUGCCCGCCGUCUCGCUGCCCCGGCGCCCCAGCGAGGCUCCCCGGGCGAGGCGCAGCCGAGGCUCCCGCGGCCGCAGGGGACCCCACCCGGAGCCACCCGAGCCGCGCCUUCAAAAGGCGGGAGCCUCUGCACCUCCCGGGGAGCCUCGGCGCCACGGCCGAGGCCUUCGGCGAAGGCUCCCUCUGCGAGGCCGAGGCCCGAGCCGCGCGGGCUCCCAUGCCGCCCGCGGACGCCACGCCGCGCGUCGACGCGAAGGAUUCGACCACGAUCCGGUCGCUGAGCACGACGCCGGAGGCGACGCGCAGCGGACUGGACCCAGAGAGCGUGGCCAGGCACAAGGAGGAGCUGGCCAAGGACAUCGAGGAGCGUCUGCAGAGGGCCGUGGAGGCCCUGGACGAGAGCCUGCGAAACCAGACGGAGCAGCUCCACGCAGCCGCUGGCCAGCAGAGGACCCGGUUCCACCUCGAGACGGAUCGGCAGGUGAAGCAGAACGAGCUGAUGCUCACCCAGAAGCAUAACGAGGAGCUCAUGAGGCUGCAGCAGGCUGCCCAGGCCAAACGCGCCGAGCUCGAGCAGCGCGCCACGGAGAAGACGCUCGAGUUCCAGCAGCGCAAGGUCCACGAGGAGUUCUUGGUGCAGCAGAGGGAGAUCCAGCAGCAGCACCAGGAGCAACAGCAGAGGAUCGACGAGGAGCUGAAGAAGCUCGGGACCGCCGUGGCGUUCGACGGGCUGCCCUCCGCCAUCAUGAUGCCCCUCGCGGCCGCUGGCGCUGCCGCGCCGCCGCCCGCGCAGCCCGCCGCCGCGCCCGCUCCUGGGGCGCUGGCGCAGCCGCGCUGCGGCGCGCCCUGCUCCGGCACGGCGGUGGCGUGCCGGCCUGCAAGGCCGUCGUCGGCUCCGCGCGCGUGCAGCGGGGGCUCCUUGGCGGCUCUGGCGGCGGGGUCGCCGGUGGUCCGGCUCUCCACCGGCCCCGCAGGUGUCCCUGGCGCGCCGCUGGUGAGAACACCUCCUUGA